Messenger RNA from Brachypodium distachyon (stiff brome), 2720 nucleotides. Its product is annotated as proline-rich receptor-like protein kinase PERK8. Gene Ontology annotation, molecular function: protein kinase activity; ATP binding. The transcript is spliced from 6 exons. The coding region runs from base 291 to 2489 and encodes 732 amino acids. Gene Ontology annotation, biological process: protein phosphorylation. Lineage: Eukaryota; Viridiplantae; Streptophyta; Magnoliopsida; Poales; Poaceae. The record is from RefSeq and is a predicted model, not a curated record.
GAGUCGUCGCUGCCACGUUCUUCGACCGAGUCCCAACAGCAAAAAGAGAUGAUCAAGAGAGACGGCAGCAAUGCCCUGCCUGCCAUUUCUUCUACACCUCCUCCUAUCAUCUCUGCGUCUUCCAACUCCUCUUCUUCUUCCGCACCCCGCCUCUGUUCUUGCCCCAAAUGCAGCAUGAGCGUUGAGAUUGAGUUGUUCCGUCCAUCAGUUUCAUCGGCCCCGGGCGCAGGCAUUGCGUGGUUUGGUUCGAUUCUUCGUCUGAUCUUCCUGUGAUCUUAAGCAGUCACACAAUGAGAACUCUGCUCCAAGCUCGAGGCGGCGGCCCCGGCGCCGGCGCCGGUGGCGCCAUCGCAGCGGCGGCGGGCGGCGCAGCAAACACGCUGCCAACCUCGGGCGCCACCCCUCCCCCCUCCUCGUCCACCGGCUCUUCGUCGCCGCCGCCUCCCGACUCCAACUCUAACUCCGACCCUCCUCCUCCUUCCCCCUCGUCGUCCUCUGCUCCUCCGCCGCCUUCCCCAUCAUCCCCACCACCUUCCCCGUCUUCUCCCCCACCGUCCCCGCCUAUUGCGCCGCCUCCUUCACCGGCGGCGUCCCCUCCGCCUCCACCAGAGGCAUCGCCGCCCCCGCCGCCGGUGGCGUCCCCUCCCCCUCCACCACAGGCAUCGCCGCCUCCGCCACCCUCUCCCGUGCCCCCGCCUCCCGCAGCCACCGCGCCGCCCCCAACGGAAAACGCCGCGCCCCCACCUUCCCCCACUCCACCGCCAUCGUCCGCUCCAUCGCCGCGGUCACACGCCAAACCGCCAUCUCCAUUAAGAUCUUCUCCCCCUCCUCCUCCUCCUCCUCCAUCCGCAGAGCCAACAGCGUCCCCAGCGGACGACACGCCGCCGCCGCCGCAAUCGGACGUGCCCUACCCCCCGCCUCCGUCCGCGCGGACGAGCUCGCCCGCCGCCGCACGCUCGCCUCCUGCCGCCGCGUCCGCAGUGGACACGACAAGAAACACGAGCGUGCCGCCCAGCAGCAGCAGCGGGCUGAGCUCCGGCGCGACGGCGGGCGUGGCGGUGGUGGCCGUGAUCGCCUUCCUCUGCUUCGCGGGCGUGUUCGUGUGCCUCUCCAAGCGCCGCAAGCGCAAGUACAAUGAUCUCUACUACCACGGCUACGCGCCGCCGCCAUCGUCGUCCUACGGCACGCCGCGGCACAUGUCGGGCGAGGCGCCGUUCCUGCGCGUGCCGUCGGGCCCGGGGUCGUCCAACUUCAGCAGCAACCAGCAUCAGCAGAGCAUGUCGCCGAUGACGAUGCCCGCGAGCCAGUCCCAGUCCUACGGGAACCAUCAACAGCAGCAGCAACAGAGGUUCGUCUCCGCAAACUACAGCAGCACGAUGGGGAGCCAAGGCCCGGGGCGGAGCGUGGCGGCGGCGUCGGGGGAGCUGAGCGUGGGGAACAGCAAGGCCUUCACGUUCGACGAGCUGUACGAGAUCACCGGCGGGUUCUCGCGCGACAAGCUGCUCGGGGAAGGCGGGUUCGGGUGCGUGUACAAGGGCACGCUGGGCGACGGCAGGGUCGUGGCCGUGAAGCAGCUCAAGGGCGGUGGCGGGCAAGGGGAGCGCGAGUUCCAGGCGGAGGUGGAGAUCAUCAGCCGCGUGCACCACCGCCACCUCGUCUCGUUGGUCGGGUACUGCAUCUCCGAGGACCACCGCCUGCUCGUCUACGACUUCGUCGCCAACGACACCAUGCACCACAACCUCCAUGGCAGGGGACGGCCCGUCAUGGACUGGCCCACCCGGGUCAAGAUCGCCGCUGGGUCGGCGCGCGGACUGGCCUACCUGCACGAGGAUUGUCAUCCGAGGAUCAUCCAUAGGGAUAUCAAGUCAUCGAACAUCCUGCUCGAUGAUAACUUUGAAGCUCAGGUCGCGGAUUUCGGGCUGGCCAGGCUGGCAGAGAACGACGUCACCCACGUCUCCACGCGUGUCAUGGGCACUUUCGGGUACUUGGCUCCAGAGUAUGCGUCGACAGGGAAGCUGACGGAGAAAUCGGACGUUUUCUCCUUCGGCGUCGUGCUCCUGGAGCUCAUCACCGGCAGGAAGCCCGUCGACUCGUCCCGUCCCCUCGGCGACGAGAGCCUCGUGGAGUGGGCGAGGCCGCUGCUGAACCGCGCCAUCGACGAGCAGGAGUUCGAGGAGCUGGUGGACCCGCGGCUCGGCGGCGACUACGACGACGUGGAGAUGUUCCGCGUGAUCGAGGCGGCGGCGGCGUGCAUCCGGCACUCGGCGGCGAGGAGGCCCAAGAUGGGGCAGGUGGUCAGGAUCCUCGACAGCCUCACCCUCAACGACGUGGACCUCACCAACGGCGUGCAGCCCGGGAAGAGCCAGAUGUUCAACGUCGCCAACACGGCCGACAUCAGGCAGUUCCAGAGGAUGGCGUUCGGCAGUCAGGAUUUCAGCUCCGAGUAUACCCAGUCCAGGGCCAGCAUGAGCGGCAGGAGGGAUUUGUAGCACGCACAAAAGAAAUACCCAGGGGCUCUGCACGAUUUUGUUUCCGGUGAUUUGUUCAUUCUUUAUGAUUAUUUUUCUUUUUACAGUGAAUCUUUAAUGUAUGUUCGUUUCUUUGAUGCGUUCAUUGACAGGGUACAUCCUCAUUGUUAUGUAAUUUUAGGGGGGGUUUUGUGAAGAGAGAUGUCAUGUUUCGUCACAAUUUGUCAUCUGAAAAUAUGAACUCUUACCACU